Thrips palmi is the source of this 1060-nucleotide messenger RNA. It is a transcript of the gene CRIF, whose product is annotated as growth arrest and DNA damage-inducible proteins-interacting protein 1. NCBI's taxonomy places the organism in Eukaryota, Metazoa, Arthropoda, Insecta, Thysanoptera, Thripidae. The record is from RefSeq and is a predicted model, not a curated record. Gene Ontology annotation, cellular component: nucleus. The transcript is spliced from 3 exons. The coding region runs from base 105 to 950 and encodes 281 amino acids.
CUGUAUGAGAAAUAGGUAGUAGGGCUAAGCAGAAGAAGCAGAAGCAGUUCUCGUGGAGGUUAUGCGGCGCUUCAUCUGUCCGAAUUCGUUAGUUUUGGUUUACAAUGCCGUCCUUUAGAUGCCUCGUGUCUUGGAUUCCAUCACUAUCCCAAGAAAGUGGUCGAAUUUUUUUCCUGGGAAACAGAGGAUUUAUUGAUUUCCCGUGCACUCAAAAGCAGCAGACUCGAGGGGCUAAGACAGAUGCACCAAUUCAAGAUUCCAUUUUGCUUGGAGAAGAGGAUGAUCCAUCUGCAGAGGAUGAAAGGAUACAGAAAAUAAGAGAUAUAUCUGGGCUGCGACCGUCUCACAGAAACAUUGCCAACCGCGUGCUACCAUCGGAAGAAAAAACUCUUCCCCAUGAGUUCACUGUGCGAUACAAUAAGAAGAUGUUUGGUCGGUAUGGCUACGAGUCUGGAGUAAACCCCUCUAUAUGCUGGCCUUCUAAAUAUGAAUUGGAGGACAAGAAAGAAUAUGAAUCGGUUGCCUACCCCUACACUAUCGCUGAAGUUGCUGAGCGUGAAAGAGCUAAAAAGAAGCAAUUAGAGGAGGAAAGGAUGGAGAGAGAUAAACAAAUAACUGAAAAUGUCAAAAAGAUGUUGAAAUUGAAAGAGGAGUUCAUACAGAGACAAGAAAAACACAGAGCAGAUACCGAAGCUGCCAAGGCAUUCAAGACUCGCUUGAUCGAAGAAGUUCGACUUCAUUUCAAUUAUACUGUGAAUGAGCGAGACGAGAAGUUUAGAUUAGAGCUGAAGGAAAGAGCAAGGCAGCUGAAGGAAAAAGAGAAACUGUCUAAGAAAACCUCCAAGAAAGAGAAACUAGCUGAGGAAAAGGCUGCUAAAUUUGAGUAUCAAAAGAAAAAAUUGUUAGAAGAGGAAGCUAAAAGGGCAGCCAAGAAGGCUGAAGAGUUGUAGCAAAUUCUGAUGUUCUGUUAGACCAGUCUGAUUCAUAUGCUGGAGUUUUGAGCUGUUCAAUUUGUAGACUGCUGAUUUUGUAAAUAAAUUCUGUUUUAUUUGGCCUUGUU